Molecule: messenger RNA, 410 nt
Organism: Drosophila novamexicana
Lineage: Eukaryota; Metazoa; Arthropoda; Insecta; Diptera; Drosophilidae
Product: prismalin-14
Exons: 3
Coding region: 79-342 (87 amino acids)
Source: RefSeq, a predicted model, not a curated record
GGCAGAGCCAAACUCAGCGAAAGGCGUUAAUUUGCUAAGAAAAAAAUCUAUUGCGAGAUUUCACAAACAAUAUUAACGAUGGCAAAGCUCUUGAUAGGCUUUAUAUGCCUGACAGCUCUAAUUUGCAUGCUGGCACCUGUAAAGGCAGCUCCGGCAGAGAGCUUGGACGACGACCUCUCUACGGCGGACAGCAUAGGCGUUGGCUACUAUGUGCCAUCCUAUUACAGUCCAUAUUACGGCAGAAGAAGCUAUGGCUACGGCGGAUUUGGCGGUUACGGCUACGGUGGCUACCGAGGUUACGGCAGCUACUAUCGUCGCCCCAUUUAUCCGGUCUGGGGCUGAGCAUAGGACGCGAUAGAGCCUAGAUAGAAGUUCAUACACAUACAUACAUAUAUACAUACAUCUUUUAG